GCAGAGAAGCAUAGAAAAUCCGAAACGAAGGAGGUGGUGUCACGUUCGGAUCGAGCAAGGAAGCAAGCAGACAUGGGAGAGGUAAUAGAAACCCUACCGGCGCACCGUAGUUCCUUCGCAGCUCCAAUUGUAUUCAUCGUCGUCGUCGCUUUCCAAUUCCUCUCUAGGUGGCUGGAACAGUUAAAGAAAGGAGGAGUUAAGAAUGCCACGGCAAGCCGAUUGCGUGGAGAAAUUAAAGACCUCUUGAAGGAGGCAAGCUCCUUGUCCCAGCCGUCGACUUUUGCGCAAGCUGCGAAACUUCGGAGGAUGGCAGCUGCUAAGGAGAAAGAACUUGCAAAUUAUCAAGAAUUACACGGCAAGGAGAUAAAACUUUCAUAUGAUUUGUAUCUGAGAAUUUUGUUCAUCUUAAAGGUCUUGACAUAUAUUGUGCUGGUUUGCUGGUUUUGGAGGGUUCCUGUUGCCUCCAUAUCGCAACAACUUGUGCAACCCUUUGGGAAGCUGAUAUCAUGGAGGGCCGGAGGACUUGUAAACGAAAAUGUUAUGGUAGGAAUUAUUCCUUGGUUGAUAUUAUCUACCAGGGUUAGCAAGUUCGUAUGUCGACUUGCCAAGUUCUAGAGUUUAAAUUAUUUGUGUCCUGUCAAGUUUUUAUUGUACCAACGGAAACAUGAUUUUGUUCUGACAUUUACUCCACAAUGUCUAGUCAUGAACUUAAGAUUGUUACCUACUCAUUUAAUUUGAACCGGUAGUGUGCAUUA
Molecule: messenger RNA, 755 nt
Organism: Pyrus x bretschneideri (Chinese white pear)
Lineage: Eukaryota; Viridiplantae; Streptophyta; Magnoliopsida; Rosales; Rosaceae
Product: protein GET1
Exons: 7
Coding region: 73-615 (180 amino acids)
Cellular component (GO): cytosolic small ribosomal subunit; nucleus
Molecular function (GO): structural constituent of ribosome
Source: RefSeq, a predicted model, not a curated record